CAAGAACUUACAUCCGUUCUGUUCAAAGAGGUGUUCAACUUUCUCACAUUAUGAAUUUCACAACCACCUCAUCACUUGAGUAUCUUGCACCCAAGCUUGCUUCUGCUUCUCCCUCAUAUUUGGAAGUUUUGCGUGGGUUAAACGCAUCAACUGACCCUGUUGUACUUGCUUUAGGAUCUUUUGAGAAGGUAUGGGCUUCUUGGUAUAUUUACAUGCAAAAUGAUAUUCUUGCUACUGGUCUUCUUUUCUUCCUUACCCACGAAUUGGUAUACUUUGGUAGAUGUCUUCCAUGGAUGAUUAUAGACAAUAUUCCUUAUUUCAACAAAUGGAAGAUUCAAGCUAACAAAAUUCCAUCUAAUAAGGAACAAUGGGAAUGUUUAAAGGCUGUUUUAAAAUCUCAUAUUCUCGUGGAAGCACUUCCAAUUUGGCUUUUCCAUCCAUUAUGUGCCAAUUUGAAUAUUGCAUGGGAUGUUCCAUUCCCAAGUUAUGGAGUUCAAAUCAUGCAAAUUUGUAUCUUCUUCGUAUGUGAAGAUUUUUGGCAUUAUUGGGCUCAUCGUUUGUUCCACGUUGGUUGGUUCUACAGAAACAUCCACAAACAACAUCAUAGAUAUGCCGCUCCUUUUGGAUUAACUGCUGAAUAUGCCCAUCCAGUCGAAGUAAUGUCCUUAGGAUUUGGUACAGUUGGAUUCCCAAUUAUUUACGCUUACUUGUCAAAGACUAGACCAGAUUGGAACAUUCCUGAAUUGCAUUUAUUCACUCUUACAUUCUGGAUUACUCUUCGUUUAUUCCAAGCAGUUGAUUCUCAUUCAGGUUAUGAUUUCCCAUGGUCUCUUCAUCAUUUCCUUCCAAUCUGGGCCGGCGCAGAGCAUCAUGAUGAUCAUCAUCAUUACUUUAUUGGUAAUUACGCAAGUUCUUUUAGAUGGUUUGAUUACUUUUUAAAUACUGAAAGUGGCCAAAUUGCCAAGUCCAAGAGAGAAAAAAAGAUGAAGGAACAUGCUGAAAAGGUUCAAUAGGAGAAAUAAUAGAGUGUUGCAAAGUAAUAGUAGAUAUUUAACAGUACAUAUACUGAAGUUUAGGCACAUCAAAUAUAUAUGACA
Molecule: messenger RNA, 1097 nt
Organism: [Candida] anglica
Lineage: Eukaryota; Fungi; Ascomycota; Pichiomycetes; Serinales; Debaryomycetaceae
Source: the annotation of a GenBank genome assembly